AUGAGUAGUCGCGGCGGUAAACUAGCCCCAGAAGUCAACCGAGCUCUGUUCGUGAAGAACUUGAGCUACAACGUAACUCCAGAGGAGUUGUUCGACCUGUUCGGAAAAUUCGGCCCUAUCCGACAGGUCCGCCAGGGCAUUGCUAGCGGCACCAAGGGUACCGCAUUCGUUGUCUAUGAAGACGUAAUGGAUGCGAAGCAAGCUUGCGACAAGCUCAACGGUUUCAACUUCCAGAACCGAUACCUCAUCGUUCUCUACCACCAGCCAGAGAAGAUGCUCAAGUCAAAAGAGGACCUCGAGGCCCGCCGGGCCAGUUUAGCGCAGCUCAAGAAACAACACGGUAUCGAUUGA
This is a messenger RNA of Colletotrichum higginsianum IMI 349063, 351 nucleotides long. RefSeq names its product RNA recognition domain-containing protein. Gene Ontology annotation, cellular component: ribonucleoprotein complex; nucleus; cytoplasm. The record is from RefSeq and is a predicted model, not a curated record. The coding region runs from base 1 to 351 and encodes 116 amino acids. Gene Ontology annotation, molecular function: mRNA binding. Lineage: Eukaryota; Fungi; Ascomycota; Sordariomycetes; Glomerellales; Glomerellaceae. The transcript is spliced from 5 exons.